Messenger RNA from Triplophysa dalaica, 5726 nucleotides. RefSeq names its product ceramide synthase 4a (gene cers4a). Gene Ontology annotation, biological process: ceramide biosynthetic process. Gene Ontology annotation, molecular function: DNA binding; sphingosine N-acyltransferase activity. Gene Ontology annotation, cellular component: membrane. Bases 3498 to 4703 code for a protein of 401 amino acids. The record is from RefSeq and is a predicted model, not a curated record. Lineage: Eukaryota; Metazoa; Chordata; Actinopteri; Cypriniformes; Nemacheilidae. The transcript is spliced from 15 exons.
ACACCAUCAUCGAUCUCAUGUAUAUCAUCAUCGUUAAUGACUCCCUGAGCUCCCGUUGCGUUAGACACCGUGUCACUACCGAACAUCUGCAACUUUCAUGUGUGUGACUUUAAGAAAAUGACGGCACGUGAGCGUUUCCUUCGAGGGGAGAAGGAAAAAAGCUGAGAGAAAAAAGUUUGCUGAGUGCUGUCAGUGAUGCCCUCACGCUUUCCUGCGAUAGAACGGGAGGCCCUGAGACUUUCGAAGAGGAAGCGAGAAAGACCGACCCAGACAGACGUUCAGUUCAGCAAUGCCAAACUUGGACUCGGCCCAGAUUUCUGAUUAUUUGCACAGCAGUUCCUCAUCUCGCUCACUUUGGCGCGGCUUGUUUACAUUGAAACCGACCCAGAAAAGAUGGCUCAGCUUGCACUCCGCCACCAGACCUCCUUAUGACCGAGGUUGUGACAGCUUGAAAGUGAGGAGACCACUCAAAGACAAAGUCAAACUUCGGUUUACUUAGCAUUCGCAAGUGUGAUCCUGUCAGGCCGUGCUGUGGAGAUAUGUCACCUCUGUGGAACUUCCAUGCGAGGUCUUUGAAGUCUGUAGAUGGAGGUGGUUGUGGGGGGGAUAGGGUGUUCUUCUGUUGACGGGAGAAGCCAACCAGCUGUUAGAUGGCUUUUAUUUCACGGCAUUGUGGAGGUUCACACUUCCGCCAGUCGAGUUCAUUCUCAAAGGUGACAUUUUUGGGCGUGUUUCACUAAUGAGAAUCAGAUUAGCAGCUUGUAAUAACACGUGAAGUAAAUCGCCCCCACAGAAAGUUAAGGUGAGUAUGAAUAAACCAAACACGUAUGACAUUCAAAGCGAUAUCAUGCAUCUAAACACGAAAUUUACUUUUGUUGUAAUAUUAGUAUUACAACAAAAAUAAUAUUUUUAUCCUCCACCGAUAUGAGUGAAGUCUUGCGUAAGUGAACAUCGCCUUAUACAUUUUCCAAGAAUACUGUUUAUUUUUAAAUUAAAUAUUUAUAUUUUGGUGAAAAAUACUUAGUUUACUUUUACAGGUUUGUGAAAUGUAAAACUGACAUUAUUAACCUGAUGAAUUUAACUUAACAGUGAAUAUCUCCCCAGAAUGACUCCACACAUGGUCGCUAUUAUGAUUCUCACUUGCGUGGUGUCCCAAAUGAUGCUGUUGGAACGUAAUGAAAGGUCUUUAAUAAUGAUAAUCAUUCAUAAAAUGACAACUGCCGCUGAUCUCAUGCUGGAAAAACCUGAGCUCAUCUCCAGGACAAUGAAGGAGAUGCAUGUUGUAACAUCCCUCUUAAAAAGUUCGCUGCAGAUGAGAAGGUCUUAGGGAUGACAAUAUGCAAUGACUGAGGCAGUUAGCAUUUACGACACAGAACAACCUGAUCUGACAUCUGCGUCGAGUACUUGAUGUGUGAGCAGUGUGUCGCAGGUGUGUUUUGCUCUGUGGCAUGUCAUUUUAUUCGUUUGAAAAUGUUGAAUGUAAACCAAAUCAAAAUUUGGUUAAAAAUAUACACAAAUCAGCUACUUAUUUUACCUUGAUUAUUAACGUUAUGGUUAUAAUAACGAUUUAUUACAUGGGCCGUUUGUUAGGAUUUCGUAAGUUAAAGACAUGUAAAAUAACCUGCAGUUUUAUGUUUCGAACAGAGGUGGUGACAGAGAGGCAAAAUAUACAAUUCACAGCUAAACACCGGCCAUCUUAACGGUUAUGUUUUACACUAUUAAAUAUUUCUAACAUUUUUUAAGGAUUAACUAAAGAAUGCGAGUGACGCUUUCACUACGCUUUUUACACUUUUGCAAACCCACCAAAAGACCAUUCACUGGCAAAACAGCUCCACUGCAAUACAUAUGCGAUUAUAUGUUAAAAUAGAAAAAUCGGUUUAGUAAAAUUCAUGGCUGCAUUUAAAGGGAUACUUCACCCAAAAAUGCCAAUUCUGUCAUCAUUUACUCACCUUCGACGUGUUCCAAAUCUUUAUAAAUGUCUUUGAUCUGAUGAACUGUAAAAGAUCCUUAUACCAAAAAACGAACUGUACCAUGCUAACCGUCAAAAUCCUGUUUUUCGUGAGUUUUCUAUCUUUGUAACUCUAAAUCUAAAGAAGAUAUAACUGUAUUCCGUUAACAGAAAACAGCUUCUUGAGGGGACACUAUCAAGAUGGCCGUUGAGUGACCUGACGUUUGAACUAUUGUUCCUUAGCCCUUCUCACUGUGUGGUAAAUAGUUUUCUAUUCUCUGCGAGGACUUCAAUGAGACAUUAUUUGUUGUUCGAUAGAAUUACAACCAUUCCUUGUAAAUGAGAAGCAGGGGGGCUUCUAAACAUUUGCUGAGUGAAAACUACAUUCAGAUGUUUGACCCCCAGAACGUUUAUAAUGCCUGGACAGCGAACAUGACGCAACUGGAUUUGAGGUAACGUUUACUUGUUAAUUGCUCCCAUAAACGGAUAUGCGGAGAUGUCCUUCAGGCUGAGAAGACUCAGGAAGCUCAAAAGAACAGGAUAUUUUGUUCAAAUACCUCGCAUGACACAUUAAACUAUACAACAAACACAUAACUGAACAAGAGAAGGAGAGUUCAUAUAAGCCAACUUUUAAUGUUCGAUUAAGUUUAUAGGUAAUUCAGGUACUUUCUGUAGUUGCUAGGCAUUUGGAGGCGUAUUCUGGGAGAUUGUUAGGGCAUCCUUAGUUGACCAAUAUGGGUGUUAUGACUGGUUGGUAGGCUGUCUAGUUGGUCAGAACAAAAAUGGUGACAUAGAAAAGAUCAAAGAAAACGUUUGAUGGCCUGUUGCUAUACAUAAUCUAAUCUGGACAUGAUGUAUCAGUAAUAUAGGUUUUUUUUAAGAAGUGAAACAGACAUUUUGUGAUUAUCAUAUCUCAUUUAUUUCUGUUUUUCCGAUAGGAUUUCUUGAAUAACAUCGUGGAACACUGGUAUAAGAACUUCAAUCCCUGCUUUACUUCAACACCUCCACAAGACAUCUGUGCUACGCCUCUGCAAGAGGAUAAGACAUGCGGUCACAUUCUGGGUGGACUGGAAUAACAUUUACUCAAGACACGCAGGUGUCCGGCAGGGGGCGUCAGUAUCUCCGGGCUCGAGUAAAGCACCUGACUCCGAUGGAGGACGGACUCGAUGAAGAUGCUGCUUAAACCUCUCACUUCUCCUGCUUUCUUCACAUAAAACUCUUCCUUUCUCCUGAUUUCUCUCAGUUUGGGGUCUGUUUGACGAAUGUGUGAUGCUUUAAAUGUUCGGGACAGAAUACAGGACACAGAUGGAUGUGGUGGAUGUGUGUUGAUAUAGACAUCGGAGGAGAUCGCGAGCAUUCCUUGAAAUAUUUCGCCUCAAGAAUCUUCUUGUUUUUAUUUUAGUUGUGAUUUAAAUCGAUCACGAUGCCGUAUGCUGUUUAUAUUGAACAGUGGGUUUAAACCGGAUUGGAUACCCGUGAAACAGGCCCCAGACCUAUUCUAGACCAUCUCCAUCACUGGAACAUGAACACGUAAUGACGUUUAUUUACAAUGAUAGAGGAUCUUGUAAACAGGUGGAUUUGGCAGGAGGACUUCUGGCUCCCUCCUGGCGUCACAUGGAAGGACAUCGCAGAAGGGACGGAGGGCGGCAGUCGUCACCCUGCGCCCCGCGACCUGAUCAUCUGUCUGCCUUUGGCCCUGAGCUUCAUCGCCCUGCGCAUUGGUUUUGAAAGGGCUGUAGCGCAGCCGCUUAGCCGGCUGUUGGGAGUCCGGGACAGGGUUCGGGUUGGAGUCGCGCCCAUCCCAACGCUAGAGGCUUUUUAUCAUAGGAAAAAGAGUCAGCCGUGUCAGAGUGAAAUCGCAGUCCUGGAGAAGCGGUGCGGGCUCACCCAGCGUCAGAUCCAGACGUGGCUUCACCAUCGCCGAAAGCAGGACAAACCCAGCAACACCAGGAAGUUUUGUGAAGCUUCGUGGAGGUUUGUCUUUUAUCUCGUUGUGUUCUCCGGUAGUCUUGUCUCUUUGGUUAACACUCCUUGGUUUUGGGAUCAGAAGGAAUGCUGGCGUGGAUACCCAAAACAGGCUGUCGCAGAAGCUCAGUACUGGUAUUAUGUGACAGAGCUCUCCUUCUACCUCUCACUUCUGCUCUGUGUAUCAGUGGACACCAAACGCAAAGACUUCAAAGAGCAGAUUGUUCAUCACGUCGCCACCAUUUUCCUCAUAGCGUUCUCGUACUGCGGAAACUUUGUGCGUGUGGGAACCCUGGUGAUGCUCGUACACGACUCCUCUGACUUCCUGCUGGAGUCUGCUAAGAUGUUCAAUUAUGCCGGUUGGAGAAAGACCUGCGAUGCCCUGUUUGUGAUUUUCGCGGCGGUGUUUCUCAUAACCCGUCUUGUGGUUUUCCCCUGCAGAGUGGUCUACACAACUGCGGUGGAUUGUUUGGACGUGUUUCCUCCUUUCCCGGGAUAUUAUUUCUUUAACUGCCUCCUGCUGGUCCUUCAAGCGCUGCACGUCUUCUGGGCUUGGCUGAUCCUUCGAAUGGUUUAUAAAUUUGUCUUUUUAGGCAAAGUGGAAAGAGAUGAACGCAGCGACGAAGAGAGUGAGGUGGAGGAAGUUGAUGGUAGAGAAGAGGAACACAGCUGGGAGAAAAACCAUGGGGCACUGAACUCGAAACUGGCUUCACUGGCCAAUAACUGCGUGUUGAACAAUUUAACUAAUCAGAGAGGAAGGAUGAAAACCAGAAAGACGAAAGCAAGAUAGUAAUAUUAGUUUGUUUUGUUUAAAGACUGUCUGUCAGAAACGAGGUCCCAAUUUGAUUAAAGAAGCGGCAGAUGUUUGGUCACUUUGAGCACAUACGAAAGCGCAUGAAUUAACAAAACACAUUCACAAGCAGAAUAUAUUUGAGUAUGAAAAUAAGUUGCUUCUUUGCGUAACCUGUUUUUUUUACCAUAGAGUGAAGAGUGGAUGCUGCUGACGACGUUUGAUAUUAAACGUUAAAUUUAAUUAACGAGGUUUGCAAUUAUAUGUGAUGCUGAAUUGUUUGCUUUAAGUUGUUUUGUUUAGCUAUUCGUUAUGGAAAGGUAAUGUGUACAUUUACAAAAUAUCGGUAUAAAAUUCACUUGUUUCGACGAACAUGCACUGAACAUUUAGUACAUACUUAAACCUUAGUUAAUACGUGUCUUUUAAAUUAUGACAUUUUUAAUGUACAUUGUGUGAAUUUUCUCCAACUGCAGUCAGAAUGUGCUUUUGUCUGUGUUUGAAGAGUCAAGCAGCUCCAUCUAGUGGAGGAGUGUCCACCUUUUCUUUUUUAUAGUUUUGAGUUUUGUGCAUUGCCUUACUUAACGACAGCGAUUAUUGAAGCAUGUGCCUCUUAAAUAUGAAAAUUUCAGGGCACCUAGAUUAUUAAACCACUACAGGGCUACAGGCCAAGUGUGCACUUGCGAAAAAUGUUCUAGAUGAGGCUGUAAAAUUAUGGGUGGACGUAAUUUGUGUGUUUUGAAUAUUGUCAAACUCUGUGGUCUAAAUUGUUUGUUUGCACAGUAACCCCAACCAAACCUUCUCUCUGAGGGCUUCUGGUCUGAAAAUAAUAUUUGGUUGUUUAUUUAUUUUGUUUUAUAAAAUAUUUUUUCAUACUGCGGCUAUGAUAUUGAUGACGUGUAACAAGAAAAUGUAUUUGUUGAGAUAUGAAGAGCUGCAUGAUUACUGUAACAACGUUGCAUAUUAACGACUCAAAUCCCUGAAACUGUUUCAGUGACUGUUUUAAUAAUAAACACGUAAAGCACA